AUGGGUGGAAAGGUUAAGAUCUGGAAUCCCGUUGAAAUCGCUGAACAAGCCAAAAAUGAUUACGCCUCCCAGAUUUUUCCCUCUCUUCUUACCAUUGAUCCCUCUCUCUCCCUUCCUCAAAUGACACCUCUCGUCAUUAAUUUGUGCAAGGAUAUGUUCAAGGAUUGGUCAAAUUUAGAUGAUUCUUGCUUUAUUAUUGACAAGAUUUCUGGAGGCAUAACUAAUUUGUUACUCAAGGUUUCAGUUCAACAAGGGGAUUCUGUAAAUGCUAUUAUAACAAUCAGAUUGUAUGGACCCAACACUGAGCAUAUUAUUGAUCGCCAUCGAGAAUUGCAGGCCAUCAAAUACAUCACUGCUGAAGGAUUUGGGGCGGAGUGGCUUGGAAUAUUUGGAAAUGGCAUUGUGCAAUCUUUUAUUAAUGCACAUACUCUUACACCAUCAGAUAUGCGAGACCCAAAACUGGUUCCUAAAAUAGCCAAACAACUUAAAAGAUUUCACCAUGUGGAAAUUCCAGGUUCUAAGGAACCUCAGUUAUGGCAUGACAUCUGGAAGUUUUUUGAGAAAGCAUCUGUUCUAGAAUUUGAUGAUAGUGAAAAGCAAAAGACUUACAAGACAGUUUCGUUCAGGGAAGUUCAAGAUGAAAUUAAUGAGCUCCAGGUGUUGUGUGAUCGUCUCAAAUCUCCUGUAGUUUUUUCUCACAAUGACUUGCUCUCUGGAAACAUAAUGGUUAAUCAAGAAGAAGAUAAACUUUACUUGAUUGAUUAUGAAUAUGCAUCAUACAACUACAGAGGCUAUGACAUAGGGAAUCACUUUGCAGAGUAUGCUGGUUUUGAAUGUGACUACUCCUUGUACCCAAAUAUGAAUGAACAAUAUCAUUUCUUCAGGCAUUACUUACAGCCGGACAGACCUCAAGAGGUGUCUGAGAAUGAUCUUAAAACUUUGUAUGUUGAGACAAAUACAUAUGCACUGGCCUCACACCUUUUCUGGUCAUUGUGGGGGUUAAUUCAGGCAAAGAUGUCCCCAAUAGAUUUUGAUUAUCUUAGUUAUUUUUUCGACCGAUACAAGGAGUACAAAAGGCAGAAAGAAAAGUUUGUUUUGUUGGCGCUAUCCUACCUCUCAGAAUGUAGGAAUUAG
Messenger RNA from Lathyrus sativus (Indian pea), 1134 nucleotides. The record is from the annotation of a GenBank genome assembly. NCBI's taxonomy places the organism in Eukaryota, Viridiplantae, Streptophyta, Magnoliopsida, Fabales, Fabaceae.